AUGCUCGAUACCGGGUUCAUAUACUACGGCACUGAUAAUUAUAAGGGAAUGGAUUUGACAACACGACAGCGUCCGAUGUCUUGUGAUAAUAAAACAGGAGGACGAUUGGCUAAAUCCAUUUUUUCUAUAAGAAGUUUAAUGGAUGUUAGUGAAGAACCACCGGAAAAUGGAGGAGGAGAUUUCAAAACUCAACGAUUCGACGGGUCUUCAUAUAAAGAAAACGUCAGAAUUUACGUGCCUAAAAAAUACUUUAACUUGGCCAUAAUCGGCACGCGCACCAUAGGUAUAUUUAUCCAACCGAAAUAUUAA
Messenger RNA from Pediculus humanus corporis (human body louse), 309 nucleotides. RefSeq lists its product as uncharacterized. The coding region runs from base 1 to 309 and encodes 102 amino acids. The record is from RefSeq and is a predicted model, not a curated record. The transcript is spliced from 3 exons. NCBI's taxonomy places the organism in Eukaryota, Metazoa, Arthropoda, Insecta, Psocodea, Pediculidae.